UUGUCUGGGCUUGAACCUGUACUUUACAACUGCUGCAUUAAUUCAUGUUGCUGCUACCUUGGCCCAAAUGCAGACCUAGAGUGUUGUCUCCACUAUGAUGCAUCUCAGUUUUGCCCAUCCAGCUGCAUUGUCCACCAAAAGUUCUUCUACAUCCCUACAAUCCCUCAUCUUGUCCCAUUCUACAAGAACCCAGAGAUGCAUGCCAAAAUGCAGUACUGA
Coniophora puteana RWD-64-598 SS2 is the source of this 219-nucleotide messenger RNA. RefSeq lists its product as uncharacterized. The annotation marks the transcript as partial. The transcript has a single exon. Lineage: Eukaryota; Fungi; Basidiomycota; Agaricomycetes; Boletales; Coniophoraceae. The record is from RefSeq and is a predicted model, not a curated record.